Messenger RNA from Spodoptera litura, 4194 nucleotides. It is a transcript of the gene hfw, whose product is annotated as leucine-rich repeat domain-containing protein hfw. Gene Ontology annotation, biological process: inflammatory response; signal transduction. Gene Ontology annotation, molecular function: signaling receptor activity. The record is from RefSeq and is a predicted model, not a curated record. Lineage: Eukaryota; Metazoa; Arthropoda; Insecta; Lepidoptera; Noctuidae. Gene Ontology annotation, cellular component: plasma membrane.
GCCUAGGCAACAGAUAAACUACUGGACUAGUGAUGCGUGUACUGCGUUAAACGUUUAGUUUUGCAGACAGUUUUUGACUUUCACCGUUUCCAUUGUACAAGUUGCAGCUACUGUUUAAGGUAGUUAAUUUAAUAAAGUGUCAGUUGUAGCGGGGUGGUUGUUAACAAUGGAUCUCCUCGAUCGGUUAAUGUUAACUGAAGUAUUAUCCUAUAAAGGUCAGGCCGGAGCGCGGCCGGCGCAGUGACCACCGCGCGGCCGCCAGCGCGCAGCGCGCACGUUAUCAAUCCUACACGGCUACACGCUACACCUCUCUACACAAAAAUCUCGAACGGGAAUACCGGAUACCAACGCAGUGCUAAGAAAAUAUAACUGUCUCUUUCCAAUACAUCGUAAAAGGGCCGCGUUUUUGUAUUCCGUCCUUGUCCACAACCGCGGCGCGAUAUCGCGCUAUGCUUAUAGUUAGAAAUAUGUAACUGAAUAGUUUACUUUUGUGUGUAGUUUUGCCAAGUUGAUGUCGUUCGGAAUUAGAAUAGCUGCAUGUUCGCCGCUACUCCGCUGCUAAUGUGUCAAGUGUAUUGAAAAUUAAUAUUUACGUGGAGUGCAGUGUUCCGAGUUCGAGGGAAUAUUUUAUUGUGCAAGUGAGAGAUGCGCUCGGGUGUGCGAUGGCGCGGAAACGGCACAUAUUUUAGAUUCCAAUAAUGAACGAAAGUUUGUGAUUUUACUGCAGAUUAUGUGCUGUGUGUAUAAAUAACAGUGAUUUUUUAUUGUGAAAAUGUUCAACGGGAGAUUUUCUCUAUUUAACGUCUCAGUAUGGGUUCUGACGGUAUACCUCGUGUUCCACGUGCCCCUCAUAGAGAUGAGGGUUGAUGACUUCGAACAGCAGGCACUGGCUCAGGCCAGAGAGCAACCACCAGUGUCAACGGAAAAGCCGGAGCCAAUCAACCAGCACCUGAAGCUAGGCAAGUGCUUCCACAUGCCUCGCUCCAAGUGCCCAGCAGAACCGAACUGCACCAAGGUCGGCUCCAUGUCAGUGUUCUGUUGUGACCUGGACAGCGCCCGGCUGAAGGAGGCACUGGCUUCUUCUAUUACUCAGAACACGACGUAUCUUCACGUGCUGAACGCCACCAUUGAUGAGCUGGACGUCUCCCAGGCCAUGUUCCGGAGACUGACUUCCAUGGCCUUCACUGACGGAAACAUCGACAAAAUCGUUGUCGCACGCAAGGAAAGUAUGGACAUGAACACUACCAGACAAUUUCCAAAACACUCCUCAGUAGCGUGUCUGAACAUCUCGAACAACAACCUGACGAGUGCCAAGCUCCAGCCUGCCAUCCAGAGGCCGUAUGCCUAUCUCUUCAACCUGAGUGUCCUGGACGCCUCAGCUAAUAACCUUACUGAGUUCCCACUGAGCUUGGUGCACAGUAAUCGAAAAAUUUCUGUAGAUUUAUCAGGUAACAGGUAUCUCCCCUGCAAGAACUUCAUGAAGGCGAUGGAAGAAAACAACUCCUCGUUAGUGACGUUCCUCAAGUACCGGGACACGUACUGCGCCCUGGACAUCAGCUUCAACUGGUUCAAAGAUGUCAGAGUAGUGCAGAUUGACCAUUUGAGGAUACAGAAAGAGCUCAACGAAAGCUGUCGCAAUAUAAAGCCGGCGAAUAUCAACUGCACCUGCAUUCCUGAGCGACUGGAGUUCUCUGGUGAUGUGAUCACCAACUUGGUGGCCGUGGACUGUUCCCAGCGUAACCUGACCUCGUUGCCGACUAACUUGCCACACAACACCGUCAAGCUGAACGUAUCGUACAACAACAUCACCUCGCUGCAAACAGUGGCAGACGACUCCACGUACGAGCACCUUCGGCAGCUGAUACUGGAUCAUAAUGAUAUACCGUAUAUCCUCGAGUUGGAGGGCACCAAGUUUAUUGACAACUUCAUGUUGUUCUCUAUCGCUUAUAAUAAGUUAAAAACUAUACAUACAUACGUGCUGUCGAAUCGUUUCUACAAGACGGGGCUGGCGCUGCUGAUAGCCGGCAACUACAUAAACUGUGACUGUAACACUGAAAAAACAUUAAAGCCGUGGCUACUAGAAAACUUUAAGAACAUCCCUGACUACAAGUUAUUGCUGUGUGACGACAAAGUUCCUGUGGUUGAUUUGGUGGAGUCACAAGUCUGUCACACGCCUCGCGACUGGACUGACUACAUAUACUACAUCAUAGGCCUGGAAGUGCUUAUCCUGGUGCUACUCAUCAGUAAAGUAUCAUACGACUACUGGGUGUUCAAAACUGCUGGGUAUCUACCCUGGCCAGCGAACAAAAUGCCGAGAUUGCCAUGCGAUUGGUUAUGCGAGUAAGUUGCUGGUUGAUUGGCAACCAUCAGCUUUGGUUGGCUUUGGUUGGCUUUGGUUGAUUGGCAACCAAUAACGCCAAACCAAUGCUUUUAUGUGUUCGGGAAAUCUUGGUAAUUGUUUUAGAAAAGUGAUUGGGUUUUAUUACGAAUGACUUAUUACUAAUCCUCCAUAAAUAUAGGAUUUAAUUAUGAAACUGGAGGGGUAAUAAUGGGUAAAGUGGAAUUCCGAAUCCCUUGGACCGCCGCAUGAAGCUAUGGUUAUUUUAGUGUUGUGCCAGAGGAAAUAUGGACGAUUUUUAUAUUGCUUGCUUAAAGCAAAUUGUUGGGACAUUUUUGGUUUAUUAUGCUUUGUAUAUGUGUUGUUGUCGUUGUAAUGUAAUGGGUUGCUAAUGCUGCCGAAACCAGGAGGUUUCUAAUAUGUAAAUGUUAUUUGUUAAGUUUUAGCUUCUUAUUUACUCUUGGUCUCUGUAAAUAUUAUGAAUUUUGAAAUAAGUUACGAUGGUUAUUUUUUGUAGUAUAUUUUUAUUAAAGUGCUGCUUGUGUAAUUUGAAUAAUUAUAUACUUUAGAUCUCUGUAGAUCAGCUCUAUGUAUGAUUCUAUACAUGCGAUGUAUUAUGUAAAUUUUGAUUUUCUUUUUUGUAUACUUAAAUACCUUGCCAAUUUUGUAAAGAAUCUCUCUGUUGUCUCGAUUCAAGUUUUCAUAGCAAUCAAGGUAAUGGUUUGACUAAAAUGUCGGGUUCAAACUUAUGCACAAUGUAGUAGAUGUUCUUAUGACUCACAUCACACGGAUUUCAAUUUAAUUUCCAAGAUUAAUUAACAAAGCAUUACGUUCAAGAAAAGAGCGUAUUCCUAUUUAAAAGACCUCCCAUUUCAUAAAAAAUGAGUUAAUAACUCUGAGUUUAAACAUAAGUAAAUAGUGUAAUAAUGAUUUGAGAUAUUUGUGUAAGUUUGUCCACUGACUUACCAUAUUAUGGUAAUAGGACCGUGUACUAUACCAUGCUAUGGUGUGAACCACUCGAUAACAAAAGAAGACUGACUUUAGUUCGAAUAUUUAACCUUGCCAAAACAAAUGCAAGCCAUUAGUUUGAUUGUCUCAUAAAAUCCAAUUACCAAACUCUUAUUUCUUAUUCUCGAAGAGUCGUUAUUAAAAUAAAAAAAAUUAGGAAAAAGGAUAUCUAUUCGUGCUACUUAUUUCUUUAACAUUAAACAUAUUUAAUGUUAUUAAUGAACAAAAAUGAAUGUUAUGUACCUACAUACCUACUUACAUUAAAAUUUAAUGUAGGUGCACCUCUACCUAUACUAUGUAUGAUUAAAAUGCGUGAUGUCUCUUGAAUGACGUGAUUUGUGUUGGAAAUCAUUAGUGCGAAUAGGUUCCUGUUAAUUUUGUUUUUAUGUAAGCGUCCAGGUGUUAGAUUUUAAGUAAAUAAUGGGGGCAAAUGUAGGCACGUUUUUUAGGUUGAAUACUUAAUCUUUAAGCUACUGCAUAUUCCAACAAAAUACUUAUAACAAACUUCUAUUUCAGUUUUGUGUAGUGUUAUUGUGUUCUCGAAACACUUAUAUUUUUCUUUUAGCUAAAAAUGUGCUUGUAUUUGUUCUAACUAGCCAGUAGAGGCUUGAAAGUAAAUAUAAGGUCCAAUUUACGCAAGAGAAUUUUUACUAUAUAUUUUGGGAAAUAAGUGCCAUAUUCAAUUGAGUUUCAGCCAUAUCUACCCAUAGGUAGAUAUGGCUGAAACUCAAUUUGUUAGCUUUCAUUGUAGCAUUUGUUUAUAACCCUGAAGUCUUGUCGCGGAGAACCUAACGGGUAACCGGGGCUCCGGCUCGACGUGCAGGAGAAGGAACGGGGUGGUUUUUAGU